CCUUGAAAGCUCUAAUCCAACCUUUGGUUAAAUAAAUCGUACUUUUUCUUGGAGCAAAGUCCAAACCAGUGAAAACUACGCACCACCGCCACAGUCACGUGCCAUCAUGCGGUGGCCGGCGGCGAGGCCCGGGGGGCUUGGCAUCGCUGCCAUAUCGUACGUGGCCAUCGACUACCUCCGCCACCUAUCUCCGACAUGGCACGAGCGUCUGCAGCCAGUCCUCUGGUCUGUACUCGCUCUCAUAGCCAUCAGUCGAGUUCCAUUCUACAAACACUGGUCCUCAGAGUUCCGCUCGGUCUUGCCAUUUUUGGGUUCCAUUAUCUUCAUGCUCUCAACUCUUCUCUUUGAAGCUCUCUCUGUUCGCUUCGUCACUGCCGUGCUCGGCCUUGAUUGGCACAGUGAUGCAGCUCCUCUUCCUGACACUGGUCAAUGGUUUCUCCUCGCUGUGAAUGAGAAACUACCAGAUACAUUAGUUGAAAUACUGAGAGCCCGUAUAAUUGGACUGCACCACUACCUCAUGUUGUUUAUAAUGUUGGCAUUCUCUGUUCUAUUUGACUCGGUAAAAGCUCCUGGCCUUGGACUCGGUGCAAGAUACAUAUUCACUAUGGCUAUUGGCCGUUUUCUUCGUGCCAUUACUUUUGUAUCAACAAUUCUUCCAUCAGCCAGGCCUUGGUGUGCUAAUGCUCGAUUCAGAGUCCCUGCGUAUCCUCAUCACUGGGCUCAAAAGUACUACGUCCCCUAUGCAACAGAUUCUAAUGCUAUACGCCAAUUACUACGAGAGGAUAUAGCUUAUGCUGAUCCUGAACAGUAUCUUGGCGACUAUCGCCCAGAUUGGGGUUCGAUGAGUUUCUUAAUAGAUUUUCUAAGGCCAACUGCAUCAGAAGGAUCUUCCUGGUACCAUUUGCUGAAAAAAGCUGGUGGGGGCUGUAAUGAUCUUAUAUACAGUGGCCACAUGCUGGUUGCUGUACUCACGGCUAUGGCUUGGACGGAAGCUUAUGGGGGCUUUACCUCAGCUCUCAUAUGGCUGCUCGUGCUUCACAGUGCACAGAGAGAAGUACGUGAACGCCAUCAUUAUAGUGUUGACUGUAUUGUUGCCAUCUAUGUUGGAAUCCUCCUCUGGAAGAUGACAGGCUUCAUCUGGCCGACAAAGAACACAGUGAGAGAAAGGAAGCUCGCAAUGCUCGAGAAGAUUCAAAAUCGACUAACCCAAGCGGCUAAGGACUCUGAUAUCGAGGGAGUGAGAGAACUUCUCAAGGAGGUUGAGCAGGGUAGUCAAGAGAGCCAAAGCAGAGGACCGAGCAAAGGAAUGUGGUUGUUUGCUGGUGCCACCAUUUUCUCGACGCUCACUAUUGUUCUAUUGGCCUUCACAUGGACAAGCGAUGGAUAAACUAAUAUUCCUUCCACGUCAUAGAAGGUAGUAAAGCAAUUCCAUUUGCAUGUACUAUUCUUCAUCAUUUAACUUAGUUCAUGAAAAGUUUGAGUGUAGAUUCUUGCGGGUACUUUCUUAGGAGAUUUUUACACGAUUGCCUUAUUCUCUGUUGAGGGCAAAAGAGGUAUCUUAGUAACUAGGUUCAGUAGCUUCAGCUAAUUAACAAUUUGGCGAUUUAAAACUUGGAUGUGGGAAAAAUCUUGGUUGUUGUUUGAAAUUCCGUAUUUUAAUAUUACAAGUGAUUUAAAACAAAUAAUUUAAUUAAAUGCGGAAUACUGAUUAAAUUGUUUAGAUA
Molecule: messenger RNA, 1724 nt
Organism: Humulus lupulus (European hop)
Lineage: Eukaryota; Viridiplantae; Streptophyta; Magnoliopsida; Rosales; Cannabaceae
Product: protein PHLOEM UNLOADING MODULATOR
Exons: 4
Coding region: 107-1387 (426 amino acids)
Biological process (GO): ceramide biosynthetic process
Cellular component (GO): Golgi membrane; endoplasmic reticulum membrane
Molecular function (GO): sphingomyelin synthase activity; ceramide cholinephosphotransferase activity
Source: RefSeq, a predicted model, not a curated record